AGCGUUUAUUAAAAGCGCAGAACUCGUGAGCUACGGACGUGUUUCUGCUACGCUCGAGCGCCUCGCUCGUCUAAUCUUCUGCUGUCUUCGUCUCCGUUACAGUCUCCGGCGCAUCUCGCUCGCAGCGAUUGCGAGUCGUGAAAUCGUGUCACAAUUGAUUGAAUUUUGUGUGCAAGUCGCAACAGCUAAAAUAAAUACGGGAAAAAAAAUUAAUAUUACAUAUUAUUUGUAUUUGGCAAUAAGGUUUCUUGUGUGCACACGCCGGUGCAGAUUGCGUCGUUCGCGUCGUCGCGUUGCCGAUUUUGUCAUCCCUGACAGCAUCAUUUCGUACGGUUGGCUUUUGUUUUGCAUCAUUGUUAUUCUGCCUACGCGCUAAUUAUUCCUCGCGGCUUUUGGGCAAUGCCCAAUUCUAAAAUUUCGGUUGCGUGACAAAUUCGAACACCAAAAAUCCUACAGCGACAACAACAACAACAACAACAACUGAAAAACUUAGACGAGUUCGAAUUUCGAGUUGCCAAAACCGAAAAUGCAAAUGCGCAGUUUUAAGUCCGAGCAGCGCAGUCGCGCAGGCGCCGGUAUAACCGUUACGCUGCUGCUAGCUCUGGCGCUGCUGAAGAUCGACGCCGCAGCUGGGAGGCCUGAUGUUCGGCAAUCGCCAUUUUCAUUAGAAUUGCAGCCGCCAUUGCUUGAGGCUGCCGCAGACGAUGCGUUCAAGGCGGGCGGCGAUCGGACCAUUGAUAGCUAUGGCAAUCCCAUUGAUGCACUGCGUCCGAUCGACACGCCCGACGGGCGCAAGGUGGUCAGCGCUCAGGGCCUGCAAUUCGAGAUACCCAAUUAUGCGUCCGGCAUAACCGCGAUACGAAAGCCUGCAGAUGACCUGCUGCCACCGCACAUUGGUGAGUUGACAACAACAACAACAACAACAGCAACAGCAACAGCAAAGAGUACGGCAGCAGAUGGCAACGCCAGCGGUGCAACGACAACAACAGCAGCAACAACAAAAACAACAACAACAACAACAGCAUCCACAUUGAGCAAAGGCAUAAAUCAAGCACGCAACUCACAAGCGGCAAUAGCAAGUGUCUUAGUAGCACCGCCUCCACUUAGUAGCCUAAUUAGCACCACUAGCAUAAGCUUUAAAGCCACGCCCACAUCCACACCCGCAUCCCGCAUCCCUUCACCCGUAGUAGAACUAACAAAUGCACAUUACGACCCCGAUUCGAACCAUGUCAAGCGCGAAUCAUCUGCACAGCAAUAUGUCAUAGUACCGGCAAGUGCCAAACAUGCACCACCCACCUUUACCCUGCUGACACUCAAUCCAGAGUUCAAGCCCGAAUCCGCACCCAUUAAUAUAAGAGCCGAAGAGCCCAGACCCAAACAGAACAGUUCUAAGCGCAUUGAUAGCAUUGCCGCCACAUACUCAACUCCAAAUCCAACUCCUUCCCAACUAGAUGCCAUAGCGGUGGCGCUACCCACCUCGGACAUCGCCAGCACCGACAACAACACCUCCUCAUUAGCACCAGCACCAGCCACAUCACUAACACCCCCCAAGCAUGAAUCAUCAACUACCUCAGCGGAUGUCUCUGUGGAAGUGGAGCAGGCCCAGCUGAUACCCUUGCCCCAGCAACAGCAGCAAGAGGAAAGUGCCCAGGCGCCUCAGCUGACCGGCGGCACCCUGCCCGACUAUCUCUUGGAGCUGCAGCAGCAGGAUAAGGAUAUUGGCGGACCUGUACCCUGGACACCAGCACCGAAUGGUGCGCCCCUUAGUGUGAUUGCCUGGGAUCUGUUGCCGCCAUUCGAAACGCCCCGAGAGCCACAAACCGAACCACAAAUCAUCACCGAGCAGCAGCCCACAAAGCAUGUGGUGGGCGUGGAGCAGCCGGGCAGUCACAACAUCCGUGUCAGUCUGAGCAGCAGCCAGGGCCUGUCGCCGGUGGCGCCCGCGCCCCUGACGCCGGGUCAGGUGGCUGUUGUGACCGUGGAGCACGAUGGACCCGAUCAGCAUGGCACCAAUGCACAUAUUGGCAGCACCACGCCACGCAACGGCUCAAGAUUUCCCAAUCGCCAUCGCGGCACGGUCCACUAUAGCACAAGCCCAACCACACAGAAGCCGCGCAGUACUUCCACAACCACCGCUGCAACCACCACAGCCACUCCAUCAACCACACAAAGAGUGACCCCCACAACAACCACAACUUCCACAAGUACUACCACCACAACGCCACGCCCACACACGACACUAGCACCCAGCACGAGCACUACACCUGUGGACCCAUCCACCUUCUAUAAGCUGGACAAUGAGGAGGCCUAUGCCUACACAUUGCCACCCUGGCUGCAGGAGGUAACCGAUCCGGAUCUGGAUGUGGCCGUCACCUUUAUUGUGCCCACGGACAAUGAUCAGUACAAUCACAGCCUGGCCGUGGAUCUAGAGCCGCCUUUCGAGCCGUUUGUAGACCUGCACAAUCUUCAGCUGACACCACCGCCCACUGCGGAGCCAGCCAGCACGCGACCCACACCCACACCAACAACCACAUCCACAACGACAACGACAACUACGACCACAACAACAACGACUACAAGACGUCCGUUGGCCGUAGCACAACCAACAGCAGCGCGCACCACUAAAGCACCCAUAUUGAAAGCACAAACCACUCGGCAACCACAACUGAUAACAACCACAAUCCACACAGCUCCAGCGAAGACGAGCACGACGCCAGCGGUGCCUGUUGAGCCGAAUCCCUUUAACUCGGCUACAUUGCCGCCGUGGCUGCAAGAUUUCGAUUAUCCUGAUGUGGGUCCCGGCGUGCCCUAUAAUCCGGACAACUUUAAGGAGACGCCUGUCGCAAGUGGCCAGAAACCGGGCGGUACCAAGCCCAAUGACUUUCAGCCUCAGGGCUUGCCAGCACGCUUCGAUACGCCUGCUUCUGGCCAGGAAACGCAGAUCUCGGCACAGAGCCUAACGCCUACGGCAACGCCACUAGGUACAGCCACCGCUGAGGAACAGUUCCCACCUUUCAAUGGCAAUGCGGCAGACAGUCCGAAGGUUGAGUACACCAAGAGCGAGGAGGGCAAGGUCAUCAGCACACCCGUAAACACGCUGCGCAAGGAUGCGCAAGAAAAUAAUGUGUUCCAAGCAUCCACCGCCGCAUCGCCGGCGGCGGCCAGCAAUACGGGCAAGUAUACGGGCGGUUUUGGCGCACCGGCUGGUCUAUUGCGUCCACAAAGUGCCGCCAAGCCAGACAUCUAUGUCGCCGGCAAUGAGCAUGAGUUCAGUACCAAUGUCAAGGCCAACAAGGUGCGUCCGGGCGCUGUGGCCAAUGCCAAUGGCGGACGCUAUACGGGCGGCUUUGGUGCACCCAGCGGCGUGCUCAGUCCCCAGAAUGCGCCCAGACCCUUCCAGCAAUCGCAACAGCCCCAGCCACAGCCCCAGCUGGUCAGUGCUGCUACCAGCCAUCAUCAGAACCGCUUUGGUGGACCUCCUGGCGUCCUUGUGCCGUAUGACAAUGUGCCGCGUGCCGGUGGGCAGUAAGAGGCAAUUGGGCGUGGCCUUUUCAAUUGCAUGCAACUACUGCAAGUACUUUAAAUUAUUUAUAAAGCAUGUAUGUAUGUUAAAGUUAUGAAAGUUGAAGUUCUCGAUGUAUGAGUAGUUAAAGCGAAUACGAAUUUUGUGUCGAAAUGAAAAAAAAAAAAAA
This is a messenger RNA of Drosophila virilis, 3692 nucleotides long. RefSeq names its product flapper (gene flap). Lineage: Eukaryota; Metazoa; Arthropoda; Insecta; Diptera; Drosophilidae. The record is from RefSeq and is a predicted model, not a curated record.